CUUAUUCACAAAGCAGCACGAAGCUGUAUCGAAAACAGGAGAAACACGGCGCCAAAGGCUCAACCGCUACCCGCCGUAGCUAAACGCUUUAACUUCCCCAUCGUUUCACUGCAAGGAGAGCGAAUGGCAGGAAGAGGGGAAACAGUGAAAGAAGAGAAUGCAGAGGCAGAGGCUAUAAUCACAAGAAUCGAACACAAAUCUCGCAAGAUCGAAAGCCUACUCAAACAGGGUAGACCUGUCGAGGCUCUCAAAACGGUACUAGAAGGCUCGCCUCCCAAGACUCGAGACGAACGAUGCAAGUCAGCGAAUUGGAUCUUGGUGCAUAGAGCGCUAAUGGCAAUAAAAGAUGUGGAUGCAUUGUUCUCUGCUUUGGAUCCCGAGUACUAUGAUAUUCUGAUGAAGUACUUGUAUAGGGGAUUGUCUACUGGAGAUCGGCCCACAUGCGACCAGUGCCUGCGGAUACAUGAAAAAUUGACGGAGAAAGCUGGCAUGGGUUGCAUAUUGCGUUCCCUUGCAGACACUGUGAAUACCGUUUGACUGGAUCGUGUACACCAAAAGUUCAAAUUUAUACCGUUUGACUGGAUCGGGUACACCAGAUGUUCAAAUUUAUUCAUCUGUCAUAUAUAAUUUUGAACGAUGAUAGUGUGCAGGGACCAUCAGGGUUUUAUGUUCCAAAAGCUUUACCUUGCCUUGAAGCUUGUGAUUUGGUACCUGGUUUCUUAUUUCAUUUUUAUUCGAGUAAGUCAUUGUAUAGAUAUGUCUUAAA
Molecule: messenger RNA, 766 nt
Organism: Populus euphratica (Euphrates poplar)
Lineage: Eukaryota; Viridiplantae; Streptophyta; Magnoliopsida; Malpighiales; Salicaceae
Product: actin-related protein 2/3 complex subunit 5A-like
Exons: 4
Coding region: 124-537 (137 amino acids)
Biological process (GO): regulation of actin filament polymerization; Arp2/3 complex-mediated actin nucleation
Cellular component (GO): Arp2/3 protein complex; actin cytoskeleton
Source: RefSeq, a predicted model, not a curated record